Hyaloperonospora brassicae is the source of this 1194-nucleotide messenger RNA. Lineage: Eukaryota; Oomycota; Peronosporomycetes; Peronosporales; Peronosporaceae. The record is from the annotation of a GenBank genome assembly.
AUGGUCAAGGGCCGCUUCACCGUCAAUCCGUUCGCCGAGCUCGUGCUCUCGCCGUCCGACGUCAGCCACCUGCACGAGCUCUCGAGCCUCAUCCUCGACUCGAACCUCUCGCGCUACGAGGACUUUAUCACGGCAGACCAGAGCCGCGUCGACCCGAGUCAGUGGAAACUCGUGAAAAGCCGCGACCAGACGCGCGUGUACCAGGAAAAAGCGUCGGCGUCGAAGCGUCCGGCGCUGCUGCCAAAGCGCUCGGGCGCGUCGUCGGAGCUGCCGUCGCUGCUGUGCGUGGGCACGACCGUGGGCGAGAUGGAGGACAUGAUGUUCGGCGUCGUGAACCCGACGCUCGAGGUCAUGCGCCUCAAGGCGUCGUACGUCGAGGACGUGAGCGGGGCGGCCGUGCUGGCCAACCUCGUGGAGCCCACUGCCGCGCAGCCGUUCCACUCGCUCGUGGUCAAGUGGAUGGAGAUGGACAUUCCGCUGCAGGCCACGGGCCUCGUGCGCAAUCGCGACUACGUUUACGUCGAGGCCACGAACGUCGUGCACCUGUCCAGUGGGGAGACCGUGGGGUACCACAUUAUGCACUCGGUGGACUUUGCCGAGACGCACGACCUCCCGGGCCGCGUGCGCGCGCACCUGUCGGUCUGCGCGUUCUUCCGCCAAGUGCGGCCCCACGUGAGCGAGAUCUUUGUCACGGGGCUCAUGGACCCGGGCGGCGACAUGAUCCGCCUGCUCGUGGUCCCCACGAUGGCCACGACGUUCCUCGCGACGCUCAAGUACGCGCACUGCGGGCAGAUGAAAAAGCUCCAGGCGAUCCUCGAGAAGCGCUACGCCGAGGCGAAGGAGCUCGGGACGCCGAAUCGAGAGCUCGUGUGCGUGACGUGCAACGCGGCCAUUACGAACCGCCGGCUCGGGGACUUUGGCAAGUCGGACGCCACGUGCAAACUCUGCUUUGGCUACGUGUGCCACAGCUGCAAGAUCCAGCGCAAGCUGAGCUUCGUGACGCCCGACCUGCUGCUGGCGCAGCGGAAAGUCACGUUCUGUGCCGUGUGUCUGAACGACGCGAUCCGCGCACCGGCAGCGGAUGCUGCGCGGGCUCAGAUUGGUAUCACUACGGGCGGACUAGCGGCCAAGCAGUUGUACACUCACGGCUCGGAAGCGAGCACCGUGUCGGGCUACGCGAGUAGCUGCGGGUAG